Heterocephalus glaber (naked mole-rat) is the source of this 3079-nucleotide messenger RNA. The record is from RefSeq and is a predicted model, not a curated record. NCBI's taxonomy places the organism in Eukaryota, Metazoa, Chordata, Mammalia, Rodentia, Bathyergidae.
CCGCUGCGCUCCGCUUUCCCCUCCCUCUCCUGCCCUCCCCUUUUUUCGUGCCUCGAGGUUGCGGGUCAGCGCGAGCCACUGCAGUGAGUCCGUCACGGCUCCGGCGCGAGCGCGAGGCUGCAGCCCCGGAGCCGCCUGGCCCUCUCGGCCCCCGCUCCCCUCCUCUUCCUGUCCUCCCUCCUGCCGUCUCUCCUCCCGCGCUCUCGGUUUCUGAAUCUCGACCUUAAUUUCGCUCUCUCGCGUGCCCAGUCACCCGGCCGGCGCGGGCCCCGCGGCGCCGCUUCCCCUCCCCCAGCCCGCACCCCCUCCCCGGGCGUCCCGAGGGCCGCCACUGGGCUGCCGUCGCUGUCGCUUCCUGCGGAGCCCGUCCGCGCCGACAGUCUACACCUCGCCCGCGAGCCGCCGACCCGCUGAGCAAAAUGGGAAAUGAGGCAAGUUACCCUUUGGAAAUGUGCUCACACUUUGAUGCUGAUGAAAUUAAAAGGCUAGGAAAGAGAUUUAAGAAGCUCGAUUUGGACAAUUCUGGUUCUUUGAGCGUGGAAGAGUUCAUGUCUUUGCCUGAAUUACAACAGAAUCCUUUAGUACAGCGAGUAAUAGAUAUAUUUGACACAGAUGGGAAUGGAGAAGUAGACUUCAAAGAAUUCAUUGAGGGAGUCUCUCAGUUCAGUGUCAAAGGAGAUAAGGAGCAGAAGUUGAGGUUUGCCUUUCGUAUCUACGACAUGGAUAAAGAUGGCUAUAUUUCCAAUGGGGAGCUCUUCCAGGUGUUGAAGAUGAUGGUGGGGAACAACCUGAAAGACACACAGUUACAGCAAAUUGUAGACAAAACUAUAAUAAAUGCAGAUAAGGAUGGAGAUGGAAGAAUAUCCUUUGAAGAAUUCUGUGCUCAUUACCAAAGAUCCUGGAAGGUCUACCAUGGACUGACAUGUGACAUAUGGUUGGGUGUGACGUGUGACCGAGCAGGUUGUAGGUGGCCUAGAUAUCCACAAAAAGAUGGUGGUAGAUGUGUGACUCUUUGAAGAGUACCAUCCAACACUUUUGCUUUCUUCUCCAUCUCUGAAGAUCUGCUCAAGACGUCCAGCAAUGCUCUCUGUGUAUUUAAAUGGAAGUAUUUUUCUCUGUGAAGCCACAUUUUCCAACAUGAGCCUCAUGAAGCCAACUAAGUGUUAUUGAACUCUUCUUCUCUCAAUAACUCAGUGUAGCACUUUAAAGUCUGAAGGACAGCAACAUGAAAAGAGCAUAUCAAUGUGGUGGAGAAAGGGAAGGGGUUGGCUUUUUAAUUUAUUUUUCUUCAUCUUUUAUAACGAAAGUAUCUAUAUAUACAUAUGUAAAUAUUUAUAUAUAGAUAUAUGUAGCUUUCUAUAUAUAUGUAGUAAGUUGGCUUUAAUUUAAUAUACUUGAUUCAGAAACAAAACGAUAGAGUACAAAAGUGCCAAGCAGAACAUAAAACAUCCUUACUUUUAUUUCACACAGUUUUAUAUGUAGAUAGAAGAUUGUACAAUUUGAGCCGGGUGUUAGGCCAGCUAUUUUCCUUUACCUGUGCUUUCUCCUUUGAGAGAUUGACAAAGCAUUUGUUAAUGUCCUAUUACCUUAAUUGCAUUUUUGUAACAAAUGAGUCUGUAACUUUAUACCUAUGAAUAUAUUUCCUGGGACUGUGUCUCAUUGCUGAGCAGCUUUUAAUCCAUCUCUGGCUGAGGAGAAAGUAUAGUUAGUGCUGCUGCCAAGAGCUAGUUCUUGUAUUCAUAUGUAACUGCACAAUGCUAUGGCAGCUUCUUUCUGUUACUUUGUAACUAGGAGGCAUUACAUUUAUUAAAUGUCCCUGAGUAAUUGUAAUUUACCAGUUGUGAUUUUAUACAAAAAGACCAGAGCUGUCUGGGGUAAUCAUGAUUUCUCUUACACAUUACUUAAUGAAGAAAACCUGAAGUAAUCAUGUGACUGCUUAGGAUAUCAAUUUGUUUCAUUAUACAUGGGUAAAUAAUUUGUCAUUAAACUAGUAUUUGACCUGUAAGUUUUUCUUACGUGUUUCAAAAGAUUUGCAGCUAAUCUGAAAAGACUGGUGAUAUUUAAUGUGCAUGUAUAUAUCCAAAUACCCUCCUGUAUUUGUGAUUAAAUGGGAGAAAUCUUGCUAAUCUAUAUGCCACAGAAGAGCAAAAUUUUAUCCAAAUUUAUACUUCCUAUAUUUCUUUAUCACAAGGCAUAGAGGGUGCAUGAUUUUUUUUGUUUGCCCAUACAAUUGGUAACAAGUGAUAACAAUAAAUUUGUGUGAUAUAAAAGUAGUGUAUCAUGUUCCACCACUUGAUGUUAUCCCUUCCCUUUUCUGCAAAGGUACUAUUGGCUGGAAGAAAAACAUUUUGGUUAGCUUCAUAUGACAGUCUUUCCCUGUACAAUUUUUCUAUAAAAACUGGUUUUGUAGUCAUGAAUGGUUAAAGGGCAGGUUGAAUCAAGGUGAAUAUUGAGCACACCUGCCUGCCAUCGCUGUUCCUUCAACUGAGUGCUGCACAUCAUGGGCUCUGUCUGUGAGAGAAAAAUCCCGGUGCUUGGUGUCCUUGCAUGACAUGGAGUUUUGCAUGUAGAUCGAUUUAAAAUGUACCUCUUGUUUACAUAAUUUGCAUAAUUUUAAAAGAUAAUGUUGCCAAACUUUGGAAAUGUUAAUGUUCAAACUGAAAAUCUCCACUACAUGUAACUUUCUUCCUCUGGAUCAGUACAUGGCUUACAAUCCCAGCCAGUGGUUUGAUCUGUUCCAGUGUCAACUGCCAUGUGCUCUGCUUCAAGGGGGAACUAGUCUUUUGUGAAUUUUUUGUACAUAAUUAUUUGUUACAAAUAUUUUAGCAAAUGCUUUCUAUUUCUCUUGCUUGUGCAUAUCUUGGCUGGCGUUACAGAAAAAUAAUUCAAACAUUAUUUCCUUACUGGGGAAUGAGGGUUCUUUUUUCUUUUUUCCUCCUUUUUUAGUUGGUGUGUAGGGGUGGGUAGGGAGGGAUGGUUUAUGUUGAAUGUUUAGUUUUUCUUCUGCAUGAUAUGUCAUGUUGUGGGAUCUUUAGAAAACUUCAUACUGUAUGAAUAAAAAUAAAAUAUUUGAAACUUG